Messenger RNA from Fusarium odoratissimum NRRL 54006, 1794 nucleotides. RefSeq lists its product as uncharacterized. Gene Ontology annotation, molecular function: hydrolase activity. Lineage: Eukaryota; Fungi; Ascomycota; Sordariomycetes; Hypocreales; Nectriaceae. The coding region runs from base 8 to 820 and encodes 270 amino acids. The transcript is spliced from 2 exons. The record is from RefSeq and is a predicted model, not a curated record.
GCCGAAUAUGAAGGUAUAUAGUUCACUGAGGGGACGCAAGUUUAUCUGUUCAGUUUUGUCAGUCAAGUUCCGUGAUCAUUCUUUUCUUACUAUGAAGUUCCUACCCCUCGCUGCAAGCAUCCUAACCCUCUUCGGAGGUGUUGAGGCCAAGAAGUCGCCCUUCUUCAUCUUGACGGGUGACUCUACCGUUGCCACCGGCGGAGGUUGGGGCGAUGCCCUUCUUAACAGUACCAAGAAGCCCGCAGGUGGUAUCAACAUCGCCAAGAACGGUGCAACGACUGUAUCUUUCCGAUCCCAAGGAUUAUGGGAUACUGCUCUCGAUAAUGUGAAGAGCCAUAAGAAAGCUCACGAGGCUAUUGUCACGAUUCAGUUUGGCCAUAAUGAUCAGAAGACUCUUACACUGGAGCAGUACUCGGAUAACCUUGCUACUAUGAUUGGUGAGGUCAAAGAGGCUGGAGGCACUGCGAUUAUCAUUACGUCUCUUACCCGUCGUACUUUCAAGGAUGGAAAAGUGGUUGAGAACCUUAGUAACGAGCGCGAUGCUGCAAUUGCUGUCGCAAACAAAGCAGGUGUUAAGUACCUGGAUCUUAAUACCGCAAGCACCAAGUAUGUCAACGCUAUUGGACAGGAGGAUGCCGACAAGUAUAAUGAGAUCGAGGGAGAUCGCACUCAUCUCAAUUUCUCUGGAAAGUUGGUGUUUGGAAGGAUUGUGAUGGAUUUGUUGGUUGAGAAGAGACGUGAUCUGGCACGGUACAUUGCGACGAACAAGAAGUUGAGUCAGCUUAUUAAAGAUGGGAUUUAUGCUACUGGAGCGGAGUGAUUCUAUAGAAGAUAGUCGGAACUUGAAACAAAGACGCGGCGUUAUCUCAAGGACAGCACCAGAAUACAAAUGGGUUAUGAAAGCAAUCUCAAGGGCUUACAUACUGAAAACCUUUCCAAAUCUGUGAAGAUCCUACCAAAUUGGCGUCGGCUGUCCCUUCGUAGCUGUCUUGGGAGGAUAAGACGCGACCACAGUCGUCAACCAUACCGAAUACGCCAGCAAGAUAACUCCCGCGACAUACAUGAUAGGCUGGUCGAAGAUCUCAGGCAAGACAGCGGCCCCCAAGCUGAACGGGGCAAACGUCCAUAUGGCACAAGCCACAUUAGUUAGACAGAACCCAAUCGACAGACCGUUUCGUGACCCACGAGACAGGUACUCGUGUGUCGGCCCGAUGAUCAGAAGGACAUUGGUGAGCGCUCCUGUGAGCAUGAAGCUACCAGCGCCGAGGAACUCGAUCAAUAUCCAGACCAGUGCAAACAUAGCGAGCUGCAGAAAGAAAGUGUACGUCAAGAUUGACGAAGUAGCCGGCUGUUUUCCGAAGAGAGGCGAAAAGGUGGCGAUGCGGUCUUUGGGGCUCUGUAUGGUAUACCACAUGCAAAAUAUCUCAAGAACUGCCCAUACUGCCAGCGAGAAUGAGGUUGAGACGAAGAACCAAUGGUAAUCGUAGCGAGGCGCCGCUUCGGCGAAGAGAUAAACAAAUGUCAAUUCGUGGGCGACGUAGAAGGUUUGCAUCCAGAAGGGUAUGGGGCCUUGGCCUUCGCGCACAAGAAGUCUUAUGGCGUAGGUGUAUUGUAGAAAGCCGAUGGCGAAGCAUGCGUUGGUCGCGAUCAUAACCGGAAUGUUGUCGAAUUGGAGGUUCUCCGCGAUGCGUCCAUAGUAGUCGAUAUUCAUGAUGAUCUGUCUGAAAUAGGCGAAUAUGGUAAGACUUUUCGUAUGAAGUUUGCAACAGAUGGCUGUGAAUAAACCAAGAAGGA